Lodderomyces jiufengensis is the source of this 1356-nucleotide messenger RNA. RefSeq names its product Pga38p (gene PGA38). The coding region runs from base 1 to 1356 and encodes 451 amino acids. The record is from RefSeq and is a predicted model, not a curated record. NCBI's taxonomy places the organism in Eukaryota, Fungi, Ascomycota, Pichiomycetes, Serinales, Debaryomycetaceae. The transcript has a single exon.
AUGAAAGGAAUUUUUUCAUUAAGUGUUUUAAUAUCAACUACUUUUGCAUUAUCAGAGGUUGCAACAAUAAGGUCAACCACUAUAUCAACUUAUUCAUCAUGUUCUUCCACAGCUUCAAAUAUUCCAGUAUUACCAAAACUGUCUUCAGUAUUUUAUGGUAAUAGUUCAACAUCAUCUAUUCAAGCAGGCUCAGAGCAAACUACAUUUUAUAGUUCAAGUUCUAAAAAACAUCAAACGUCUUAUGAAUAUGAAACAGACUAUGAAACAGAUUUAUCUCAAGUUACUUAUACCACAUGUGAUUCAAACGGACAUUGUUAUGUCACUACUGAUUUAGAAAAAUUAACAACUUAUACAACCACUAUAAAUGGUAUUUUAACUGUUGUCACAACUUUGGUACCUGUUGAAUCAACCAUCGAGUCAGCAACUCCAACAUCAUCAGCAGCCGCCAAUCCAGGUCUGGUUACUUAUUCUUCACCAAUAAUUGCUACUUCAACUUCAACUUUAACUACAAUUAAAGGUUCAAUAAAGGUUUCACCAUCUGCUAAAGAAUCAUUUUCAAGCACUGUCGUAGCACCAGCUAAAUCAGCAUCUACUAAAGAUUCAUCUCCAAGCAGUAUUGCAGGACCAGCUAAAUCGGUUACUUUAUCAGCUAAUGGAAUUGAUUCAACAGUAACAGACGUUAAAUCAACAUUAUUAACAAUUACUACAUGCUCACAAGGUUCAUGUUCAAUUGCAGAAAAAACAACAGGUUAUAAAGUUUAUUCUUCAGAUAAUACUGUUUACACAACUUAUUGUCCAUUACCUUCACAAGAAUCUUCAUCAGUUGCACCAGUACCUUUAUCAUCAACUAACGGAGCAGGAUCAGAUCAUACUGAAUAUUCUACUAAAAUUAUCACAGUCACAUCAUGUAGUGAGAACAAAUGUUCUGAAGUAUCAAAAGAAACCACAGGUGUUAAGAUUAUUAGUAACAUCAAUACAGUUUAUACAACUUAUUGCCCAAUUAGUGAAAUUCCACAAUCAUCAUCUUCAGCUUCACUUGAACUAAAACCACAAGAAACAGUAAAAAGUUCACAACCUUCUGCAGCUUCAAUUAAAUCAGAGCCACAAGAAACAGUAAAAAAUACAAUUGCCGUAGAAUCUAAAGUUCCAGUCACAAUUAAUGUUAUUACUGAUAAUAUAGUGACUCAAACUCCAACUAUAGAACAAGUUUCUCAAGAAACUUCACAAGUUCAAUCAAGCUCAAAUACUGUUGAUUCUUAUAGUAUAACUACUUAUGAGGGUGGUGUUGCUCUUGCUGGAACUUUUGGUGCUGGUGGGUUUAUGGCAGCUUUGAUUUCAUUCUUAUUAUUCAUAUGA